GGUUCUUCCUCCUCCUGCGUCGCUCAUUCUGUUCUCAGGCUCCAGGGGCGACAGAGUCUGAGAAAAAGAAGGAAGCAAAGAGACACAAUUCUCUCGAGAAAAAGACGGUUUCUCGGCCCAACAUGAAGUCUUGUCUAGUCCUGUUUCUCUUUCUGGCUCUCGCGGCCCUGACUUCGGGAAAGGAAGAGUGUGCAGGCACCUGUGUUGCAGAGAGGAAUUGCAACAUUCCGCAUGGAAGAGGCUCAUGUCCUGAUAACAAGGUCUGCUGCCUCGAGGUGGAGCUAACCCCGCGUGCAGGGAAUUGCAGUCUGAAUGAGGGACAAUGUCCCAGUGCCGGUGGAUUUUGCAGAAUGAGGUGCAGAGGUAAACCACAACUCGAGGCGACGUGCGGGAUUAAGAAUUGCUUAUGUUGUGAUUUGUGCAAAGGCAAAGAAAAAAGAAAAUGCAAGAAAUAUGGCUUUUGUACACGAAAGCAGAAUGGGGACCAACAACAGUGUUCAAAUAAUGAAGUUGUCAUCGAAAAGGGCUGUAAAAGAUCAAAGGACUGUGUAUGCUGUGCAAACUGCCAAGGCACUGAGAGGAAAAAAUGUUCGAAAAUAGGCGGAAAAUGUUUAAAAGAAGCAACUCAUAAAAGAACAGAAAUGAUUGAAAAAGGCUGCAAGCUUUCCGAAUGUACCUGUUGGGCUAUACCUUGCAAGGAACUGCAAGAAUGUACCGAUGCAAAGGGGACAUGUGUCAGAAAAGAGAAGGACUGUCCAAGUGGUAUACUGGAGAAAAAAUACUGCAAAGGGAAAAAGUGCAAAUGUUGCCUUCCUCAAGCUUCAACGACCACAACCACGGAUCCUACAACAAACACAAGCACAUCUAUGGCUUCAACGACAUAAUCACAAUCAAAUCUAAAGGCAUCGCAGAAAUCGUUUUUACAACCGCAACCGUAACCUUGGCUUGGUUGUGACUCGGAAUCACAACCCUAACACGACCUUGUCUCUUCCAAGCAUUGGCUUAUACAGUCACAGCCCCAGGCUCUUACAAACACAGGCUACGGAACUCAAGCAAGCACUUCUCUGACUCUGGAAAAGGAGACAUAUGCCCUAGAUCUGACACAAGAAAGAGAGAACAUGAGCAGCGAUCACGUGAUCAAUUCCGCCGUCCAGAGAGGAUCAAGACGAUGCUGCUGCUGCUGCUUUGUAUCAAUGUUAACGUUGAUCAGAAUCGCCGCUGUUAUUAUCAGUACGGUUGCUAUUAGUAUCAUCAAUACUGUUGCUAUAUUAUCAUUUAUUACUAUUAAUAUAAUUAUUAUAAUUAUCAUUAUUAGUAGUAGUAUCGCUAUCAUCAUUAGCAUUACUGUUAUCAUAAUUAUCACUAUUAUAUUUGUAUCACCAUCAUUAUUAUGGCAAUCAUUAUUA
Molecule: messenger RNA, 1406 nt
Organism: Penaeus indicus
Lineage: Eukaryota; Metazoa; Arthropoda; Malacostraca; Decapoda; Penaeidae
Product: cell death abnormality protein 1-like
Exons: 6
Coding region: 123-884 (253 amino acids)
Source: RefSeq, a predicted model, not a curated record